AUGAAGCGGUCGAUUGCAUCGAGCAAAACCGGUAUUGAUGCAGUUAACAAAAUGAACACUCGCUCCCGUGACGAAACAGGUGUCGAACGAAGAGGCAGAGAGUGGGAGAUAUUCGGGAGUGAGCAUGUGGGCCGGAGGGCAGUUUCACUGGGGUCCGAACGAAGCCGUUCCGACUCAUCUCACGUUGUACGAUGGGAGCGUGCCGUGGGAGGAGAGGGUGGAUCUCGCUCUGUCCUGGUUCGUCGACCGGCCAAUUUCGUCGUCUUCUACUUGGAGGAACCCGAUAGUACGGGGCACGAUAACGGACCGGAUUCUCCGGAGGUGAAGGCGAUGGUGGAGCGGGUGGAUGAAUUGCUUGGAUAUCUCGUGUCUCGGCUCGAUAGCCUGGGCCUCUUGGAAAGGACUAAUCUCAUCUUCCUUUCGGACCACGGGAUGCUGGGAGUGAAUCGCAGCAUGGCGUUACACCUCGACUCCAUCCCCGUCCCUCCCAGUGAUUACUGGCAUGCCACCAACUCUCCCCUAGUGCUCAUCUAUCCGCUGGAAGGGAAAGAGGAGGAAGUUUAUCAGGGAUUCCUCACUGCAUCCAUGACGAGACCAUUCACAGUGUACAAAACGGAAAACAGCCCCGAAGAAUGGCAUUACGGACCCACACCACAUUCCCCACCGUUUUACAUAGUUGCGGACAAAGGAUAUACUUUCAGUGAUGAUGCCUGGUUGCUGAAUGCUACCCCCAAAGACCCAAGGAACGAGAUGAUCGGGGUCCACGGAUACAACAAUUCCUUUCCCGAAAUGCAGGCCUACUUUGUCGCCCACGGCCCGGCAUUCAAGAAGGGCUACGUGUCUCCCGAGGAUCUCGUUUUCAACAAUAUCGAUGUGUACCCUUUGCUCUGUCACCUCUUGGGAAUCCAAGCUCGUCCAAAUAACGGAACUCUGGAGCACUCCUUGGACUUUUUAGUGCCAACCGGCCACAGUGUCAGGUCAGUGUCAGAGUUGGAUCUCUGGAAUGCCUCGAAUUCGAGAUUCCCUCUUAGAAAGAGGUUGAGUAUCUGUCAUUACCAUGGGUGCGAUGGGAACGUGGCAGCCAACCGGUAA
Darwinula stevensoni is the source of this 1092-nucleotide messenger RNA. The record is from the annotation of a GenBank genome assembly. NCBI's taxonomy places the organism in Eukaryota, Metazoa, Arthropoda, Ostracoda, Podocopida, Darwinulidae.